UUUUUAGGAAUGUGUCUGCAUCACCUUUACCUGCUACUCACACAUGCCGUAGGUCUCUUUCAGUUCUUAAAGCAACUGAGACUAAUGUAUUUAACACUGACAGUGAUAAUGCACCUGUUGCAAAGAGACUCAAGACCAACAUCCAGGCAAGCAGCAGGCAGUCCGUUCUGUCGUGGAAAACAGAGACUGAUAUUGAUGUGGUUCCACACACUUUGAAUUUCUUUCCUGCACGGGAACCUGGACCACAGCUGAGUCCUGGAGAUGCACACACACACCACUGAGUCUCUUCAAAAUGUUUUUUCAUGAGAAUGCAGUGUCAACUCUUAGCCAUAACACCAAUGCUCAGGCUGCCAGGGCAACAGCAAAGGGUUGCAAGUACAAAUGGAAAGAUGUCAGCACCACUGAGAUGUACCGCUACAUUGGACUAAUAUUUUAUAUGGCCAUGGUAAAGUUGAUCUCCAUCCGGGACUACUGGAGACAGGACAAUGUUUUCUCUGUGGCUUUUCCAAAGUAAUGUCAAGAGAUAGAUAUUGCACUAUUUCAUGGAAUCUGCACAUGAGUCACCCAGAAGAAGACGAGGUAAAUGAUAGGAAAAGGGGCACAGCCGAACAUGACUGUCUUUUCAGGGUCAAACCUCUUAUGGACACUAUCCGUCAAGCUUGUAUAAACCUCUAUCAUCCUAAAAGAAACUUGGCUGUGACACAGUACAUGAAAGCUAAACCAACCAAUUGGGGCUUCAAGUUGUUUGUGCUUGCAGAUUCUUCCAAUGGAUAUACUGUGAACUUUUCAGUGUACACCGGGAAAAAUAACUUUCCCACAGACCAUGGACUUUCAUAUGAUGCUGUGACGUCUCUUUUGGACUGUAAAACUUUAGGCUCUGGGUACCAUGUGUACAUGGACAAUUUUUACACAAGCCCAAAGCUCCUGAACGACUUGUUUGCCAUGAAGUUUGGUGCUUGUGGGACUUACAGAGACUUUAGGAAGGAAUGCCCACGGGAUGCAGCAAAUUCACUCUCCAAGCAAUCUUCCAGGGGCUCAAUCAGAUGGAUUAGGAAUGGACCUCUACUGUUUGUGAAGUGGAUGGACACACGAGAGGUAUCUGUCUGUUCAACAGUACACCCUGCUUAUACAGGAGAGACAGUGCAGAGGAGGGUAAAAUCACAAGACACAUGGAGCACAAAGACAUUUCCAUGUCCUGCACCUGUGACUUCCUACAAUCAACACAUGGGGGGUGUUGACCUUUCUGAUCAGCUGGUACAGUACUACACUGCACAGCACAAGACAAUGAAGUGGUACAGAAAGAUCUUUUUACACUUCUUGGACAUUGCUGCCACCAAUGCCUUUAUUAUGCACAAGGAGCUAUAUGGUAACAUGACCCAAAAACAGUUCAUGGAACAGCUCGUUGUAGAGCUCUGUGGCAUAACACAUAAAGCAGAGCCAAAACAGACCAGGAGUACCCAUGUGCCAGUUUCAGUAGCUUGGCUGACCUCAGAUGUGAGCAAUACUGCCACUGUUGGUCGCCGGAAAUGUGUGCGCUGCAAGACAGUGCAUGGUAAAAGACAAGACACACCUUGGAAAUGCAAAACAUGUAAUGUUCCCUUGUGUGUUCAGUUAAAUAGGAACUGUUUUGAACAAUGGCAUGAUGACAUUUAACUCCAAUUUCAAAGAUUCACAGUGUGUGAUGGCUUACAAAUUCAUAUCUUAUUUUUUAUAUUGUAAAGUAUUUUUAGA
This is a messenger RNA of Tachysurus fulvidraco (yellow catfish), 1731 nucleotides long. Its product is annotated as piggyBac transposable element-derived protein 4-like. The transcript is spliced from 2 exons. The record is from RefSeq and is a predicted model, not a curated record. The coding region runs from base 514 to 1653 and encodes 379 amino acids. NCBI's taxonomy places the organism in Eukaryota, Metazoa, Chordata, Actinopteri, Siluriformes, Bagridae.